UGCUCCUGUACGCCAUAAGGCUGCAGCAUAUACUUGCAUGUACAGUGGAAUAUUCCAUCUGACAGGUGUUAAGCAAAACCUGAUCAAUAAAACGCAUUAUCAAUAAAAAACGGCCAUCAUCUGACGACAAAAACAACAUCCCACCAACAACUGAGAUUAUGAUCGACCAACCCUGUAAGCGACAUCCGACCCCCACUGCCCCUGGGCUCGAAGCUUAGCCUCCGAUAAAGCCACACUAGCUGCCUAAUCGGGCAACGAUGGGCAUUCCACCUGGUGAUCGACACGCUGUUUCGUAACUCUGUGUGUGCCGAUGUUGCCGCGAAACCGGCGGUCUAUUAUGAUAACCCCACGGAUUGCUGAUGGACUGAUUCGGAUCAAAUUCUGUUAUCAAUCAGCCAUCCUUCAGGGAUGAUAAAUACCGUCAUCUCCCCGACGAUAUUCAACCAUCAUCAUCACCAUCAUCAUGCUCCGGCUGUUCAUCGGCAUUGCCGUCCUCUUCCAGCUCUGCCUGGCCAAAACCGUCACAUACGACUUCAACCUCACCUGGGUCAACGCCAAUCCGGAUGGCCUCCACGAGCGCAAAGUCGUCGGCAUCAACAACCAAUGGCCGCUGCCCAUCAUCGAGGUCGACAAGGGCGAUCGCCUGAUUGUCAACCUGCACAAUGGUCUGCCGGACAAGAACUCGUCGAUCCACUUUCAUGGUCUCUACCAGAAUGGCACCAACAACAUGGACGGCCCGUCGAUGGUGACGCAGUGCCCCAUCACUCCGGGCUCGUCGUAUACGUACAACUUCACCGUCAACCAGAAUGGCACAUACUGGUACCACUGCCACACUGACUGGUGCUAUCCCGAUGGCCAACGCCAGGCAUUGAUCGUGCAUGACAAGACGUCGCCUUUCAAGAACAUGUACGACGAUGAGGUGGUAAUGACUAUGAGCGACUGGUACCACAACAUGACCGAGGAUAUCAGACACACCUUCCUGGCGCCAUCCAACCCCGAUGGAGAUGAGCCUAUUCCCGACUCCUUCCUGGUCAACGACACUCAGAACACGAGCGUCGCUGUCCAGCCCAACAAGACCUAUCUGCUGCGUCUGGUCAACAUUGCUGCCUUUAUGGGGCAGUAUUUCUACAUCGAAGACCACACCUUCCGGGUCGUCGAGAUCGACGGUGUUUAUACCGAGCCAAAAGAGGCAUCGCUGCUGUACAUCCCGCCUGCCCAGCGAUACUCCGUCUUGCUCACGACAAAGAACACCACCACCAAGAACUUUCCGAUUGUGACUGUUGCUGAUUCCGAUUCGCUCGACUCCAUCCCGGCCAACCUGCAGCUCAACCAUACGAACUGGCUGGAGUACAACGCCAGUGCGGCCCAUCCGCAGGCUAUCAUGAGAGUUGAUGACUCGACUGAGCUGUAUCCAUUCGACGAUAUGACUCUCAUUCCCUAUGACCGCAUGCCCCUUCUCCCCGAAGCCGACCAGGUGCUCACCGUCAAUGUCCUCAUGGAAGAAGCCAUCAAUGGCGACGGGUACGCCUACUUUGACAACAUCUCCUACACCAAACCCAAGGUGCCGACGCUGUAUACCGUUUUGUCUUCAGGCGAGUUGGCUACCAACGCUGAUAUCUACGGCAAAUACACGCAUCCCUUUGUGCUGGAACACAAUCAAGUCAUCGACAUUGUGGUCAACAACAACGACACCGGUUCUCAUCCGUUCCAUCUUCACGGUCACAAUUUCCAAAUGAUCAACCGGUUCCCAGCGUAUGGGAAACACUUUCUCGACUAUGAAGACACCGACUAUCGUAUGAUCUACAACCCAUCCAACCACACUCCCUUCCCUGCUAUUCCAGCACGGAGAGACACCUUUGUCCUCCCCGCGCAGGGAUACAUGGUUCUUCGCUUCCGGGCGGACAACCCCGGCGUGUGGUUCUUCCACUGCCACGUUGACUGGCACUUGAUGCAGGGACUGGCGAUGACGAUGAUCGAAGCGCCGUUGCAGAUUCAGGAACGUGUUUCUCUGACUGACCAGCAGUAUGAGGUGUGCAAGGCAGCAGGCAUCAAGACGGAGGGGAAUGCAGCGGGGAAUGCAGAGAAUUAUAUGGAUCUGACGGGGCAGAAUCAGCCUGUUCCUUUGCUACCUUGAUUGGACGAGUGAUAGAUAAGUGAUAGAUGUGGUGUAUAUAAGCUGUUUACAAAAUAAUAAAGUGAAUAGAUGAUAGUUAUAUUGCAAUUAACAUAUAAACAUUGUUAUUCCUCCCAAUUUACAGUCCUUCCAUUAUUGUAUCAUCGUUUAGUUUCCACACUCGUCUGCGCAUUCCGAGAAGGACUUUCCGGUGGCACCGCAGAGACCAAUGCAGUUAUCGAUUUG
Molecule: messenger RNA, 2359 nt
Organism: Aspergillus wentii DTO 134E9
Lineage: Eukaryota; Fungi; Ascomycota; Eurotiomycetes; Eurotiales; Aspergillaceae
Product: multicopper oxidase
Exons: 2
Coding region: 464-2134 (556 amino acids)
Biological process (GO): reductive iron assimilation; cellular response to iron ion starvation
Cellular component (GO): high-affinity iron permease complex
Molecular function (GO): copper ion binding; ferroxidase activity
Source: RefSeq, a predicted model, not a curated record